CGGAAGCGCCGCCAUCUUGCGAAGCCGGCCUGAGGCGGAGGGAGCGGAGAGGGGCGCGGGCGGAUCCCCGGGGCAGGUGAGGGCGGCGGCCGCCAGGAGGUGCCUGGCCCGGGCAGGGACGACGUGGAGCCAACGCUCAAAGAAAAUGAAUGGCACACUGGAUCACCCAGAUCAACCUGACCUAGAUGCCAUCAAGAUGUUUGUGGGGCAGGUUCCACACAGCUGGUGUGAGAAGGAUCUGAGAGAACUCUUCGAACAGUAUGGUGCUGUCUACGAAAUUAACGUCCUGAGGGACAGGAGCCAAAACCCUCCUCAGAGCAAAGGGUGCUGUUUUGUUACAUUUUAUACCCGUAAAGCUGCACUAGAAGCACAGAAUGCUCUCCACAACAUGAAGAUCCUCCCAGGGAUGCACCAUCCCAUCCAGAUGAAACCAGCUGACAGUGAAAAAAAUAAUGCAGUGGAAGAUAGAAAGCUGUUUAUUGGGAUGAUCUCCAAGAAGUGCAAUGAAAAUGACAUCCGGGUGAUGUUCUCCUCCUUUGGGCAGAUUGAGGAAUGCAGGAUAUUACGGGGCCCAGAUGGCCUGAGCCGAGGUUGUGCAUUUGUGACUUUUACAACAAGAGCCAUGGCACAAACAGCAAUCAAAGCAAUGCACCAAGCACAGACCAUGGAGGGUUGCUCUUCACCCAUCGUGGUGAAAUUUGCAGAUACGCAGAAGGACAAAGAGCAGAAACGUAUUGCUCAGCAACUCCAGCAGCAGAUGCAACAGAUAAGCGCUGCCUCUGUAUGGGGAAACCUGGCUGGUCUGAACACACUUGGACCCCAAUACUUAGCACUUUAUUUGCAGCUCCUUCAGCAGACAGCAGCUGCCUCAUCUGGGAACCUGAACACAUUGAGCAGUCUCCAUCCAAUGGGAGGUGAGGUUGAAGCGAUGCAGUUACAGAACCUGGCUGCAUUAGCAGCUGCAGCCAGUGCAGCUCAGAACACACCAAGUGGCACCGAUGCACCUCACUUCUUCCAGCCGUCCCUAAGUGUGCUCACCAGUUAAGGUUCCUCACCUAGCUCGAGUAGCAGCUCCUCUGUUAACCCAAGCUCCCUUGGAGCGCUGCAGACGUUAGCAGGUGCUACAGCAGGCCUCAAUGUCAGCUCUUUAGCAGGGAUGGCAGCCUUAAAUGGUGGACUUGGCAGCGGUGGCCUCUCAAAUGGCACGGGUAGCACAAUGGAGGCCCUCACUCAGGCGUACUCUGGGAUUCAGCAAUAUGCUGCUGCCGCAUUGCCCACUCUCUACAGCCAGAGUCUGUUAACACAACAGAGUAUUGGUGCAGCAGGAAGUCAAAAAGAAGGACCUGAGAGGAGCCAUCUGUUCAUCUACCACCUCCCCCAGGAGUGGGACCAGGACCUGCUGCAGAUGUUCAUGCCAUUUGGGAAUGUCAUCUCCGCCAAGGUUUUCAUUGACAAGCAGAAUCUAAGCAAGUGUUUUGGUUUUGUAAGUUAUGACAAUCCUGUCUCUGCGCAGGCUGCCAUCCAGUCAAUGAACGGCUUUCAAAUCGGCAUGAAGCGUCUGAAAGUACAGCUCAAGCGCUCUAAGAAUGACAGCAAGCCAUACUGAGCGCCCCUCCCCUCUGGGACUGGAGGGAGAAGGAUCUUCUGGUAAGUUGGGGAGGAACGCACUUAGUGAUUCGAAGUCCUAAGGCUGUGUUUUUACAGUCCUGGAUGCUGAUCCAUGCCAUUCUAGCUGGCACAUCUUCCCCCCUGAAGACUCAGCUGCAGCAUCCGCUGGGAUUUCUGCUUCGGAUGGAGGACAAGUUUGUGAUUUUGUUUCCAGUAUUUUACUUUGGAUUUUAGGUGCCAUAUCACUGAGGUGUUUUUUUGUUGUUGUUGUUUUUCCUUAUUUGAAGUUUGCUGUGUUUGUAUCCAGUGUGCGUUGAGAAGGACCAAUGCCAGCUACCUUGUGGGGGGCAGGGAACGGGGGAGUAUAGAAAGAGCAGCAGAACUGACACGACACAAGAGGGAAGGAGGAGGAGCAGGACUGACACCAGACAGCACUGAGGAAAAGAAAGGAGGGAAGGGAGAACCACCUUGAGAUGGGUAUGGAGCAGACCUCAUGUAGCCUUUGCCAUGCCCCAUGCUCUCAUAUUUCCUUAGUUAAAUGUCUUCUGUGGGAAUUUCCUAGCUGAAUCUGUCUCUAGAGCAGGUGAAAAAUCUAGAAGAGCAAAGAGGUUAAUGAGUUAAAGGAAAACUGCAGUCAUUAUUUUGCUAUAUAAAGUGGUAUUUAUUGUUGCACUGUGAAUAUACACAGCACUUUUUAAAAAAAAAUGUAGACACUCUCCCUGCCCAGAAAACCUCAUAGUCCAUCUAGAGUUACUUAUUAACUGAAUUUCCCAGUGUUUAGGAAAUCUUAUUCUUGACUGAUCCGCUGGGAAUUGUGCUAGGGUUUAGAGAGGCACUGUAGUCUGGAGGAAUAAAUUUGGGGCUGGAAGCCAGGAACUCCCGAGUUCUUAUCCCAAGUCUGCCACAGACUUUCUGUGUCACCUUGGUCAAAUCUCUUCCCAUCCCUGUACUUUAGUUUUCCCAUUUGUAUAAUGACAAUAAUGCCCAUCUCACAGGUCUUUGAAUUAAUACUCACUAAGCACAGUCUAAGUGAUAAUUAUGUAUUGUUAAACCAUUAAAUUGACAACAAAUAAUACAUCAUACUUGACAUGUUCUGAGGUUUCUGCUGCCUUGCAUAUCCAAGUAGGAACUGUUUCCACAGUCAUACUCUUUUCCAAAGGCAAUUUCCUGUUCAUUAGUAAUUCUGUGAUGUGAUUUGGUAUAGAAAUUAGAUUUACUUUUUACACUGCAGUUUUCCUUUAAAGUGGUGAGUGUACUAGAGCAGACCCUUGAACCACCCAGUCUUAUUCUGCCUUUGGCAGUGGCUAUCACCCAGUAUGUUGAAGGAAGAGCAGACACUUCCCUCUUGAACACACAUAUUGGCAAAUUCACAAAUGUGCAAAGAAUGUAUUACAGGGGCCUUAGUAUACACUGAUUUUAGGAGGCUCAAAGCUCCUUUGAGACUCUGGCCUGAAGCACAUCAAGGAGUCACAGUAGAGGCUACUGCUCUAACCACCAAAAUCCACCUCUGUCACAUGGGAAGUUUACAGUUUCUGUAUAUCUUUAAUAGAGAUUCCAUUUACCUCAUAUUUUCUCCAUUUCCUCUUCGCCUUUAUGUUCCCAGUUUGGGUUGAUGCUUUUCCUCAGCCCACCAACUAACACUGCAAUCCUGUGUUUGGGAGCUGGCUCCUAAGUAGGAAGCAUGUGGGGUCAGACACAGGAUGUUUACUUCCUUCUCUACUCUAGCAAGAGGAGCCAUAAGCCCCUGAAAUGUUGUUUAGAAUGUGCCUGUGUUUACAGAUACUCUGUUACGGUCCAUGGGGAAAGUCAGGCAUAUCCAGGGACUGGGUCCCCUGGACUCUUAAACCUCACAAAUACAAGGCCUGACCCAUAGCAUCAGAGCACCAGGGUAAAAUGCCCUUUCUGUUGAUGAGUUUGAAACUCAAAUAGUGUUUUGGUGCCAACCUGUCUGUAGUGCUGGCAGAUGGGUAGGAGAAAUUGUCAGUAUUAUACAGAGAAUAUUGUGAUGACAAAAGGUUAAAAGCACAGACUGCCAAAUUUCCCAUUUAUGCUGGCAUAUGGUACCCUUUCAUGUUGACUAUUUGGUUCUCUCUAUAAACAUACAUACAUACAUACAUACAUUUAGGUGAACCAUGUACACUUGAAUUCUGUGCACUGGGAGAGAUGUGUCCUGGUUUUCUGAGAAGAACGUGUUGGAGUGUUAAGGCCUCUAAGGUCAUAAUGGGAUUAUUUUAUAAAUAUACUUUGCAAAAAAAAAAAAAAAAGACAAAAAGAAAAGAGAUCAUGAUUGAGAGCAACCGCUCCAAGCAUGAUCUGCUGUAACCAAGAAUGUUGUUUCUAUUUUUAUAGAAGUUUUAUACCGCUCCAGGGUGGAGAAUAUUUAUUACUUAAAUUAUUUCACUGGGGAAAAAAAGGCCAGGGUUUUGUAGAAUCCUGAAGUGAUUGUUUUACACAUACAAUUAUGUGCAUGAUUGAAACUACUGAUUUUCAGUGGCCUGUUUUCAGGCUGACUAACUGCUAAAUGAGGAAGGAUUAAUGCUGUGAAUCAGUGGAGGGGAUAGCUGUACUCUGUGGUCUCUACAGUCACUCUUUUAUAGUACGCUACAUGCUGCUGAGACCCUUGCUCCAUUGACCCCAGACAUGGGCCUGUUCCUUUAAGAAGUCAUUUCAGUUGUCCUUUAUUUAGUAUCUUUAGCCUUUGCAUCCUGUACUGACCAAACUCAGCCCUGUUGUAGACAGGUGUAACUUCCAUUGAUUUAAGUGGAAGAUUCACCCACUUAUGUCAGGGAUGAAUUUAGCCCUAUGACUCUUCCCAGAUAAUGUGAUUAUCUUUACUAGAAGCCUAACCUGGGCUAGCUCUUGUGCCUUACUGGCAGGACUAUAAUGCAAGUAUUGCCAAUGCAGAUCUAUGCAGGUUAAAUUCUAAGGGCCUGAUGCCCAAUAUCUCUGAAUUGAUGCAAUUACAUUUAAUUUAAUUGAGCUACACUAAUUUAUACCAGCUAAAGAUUGGACCCUAAAUGUUUGUCUGCUUCAGCUUCAUUCAGUCUAUUUGUGUGUCCAGGCAUGUGGUGCCAAAGUUAAUAAAUGCAUCAAGUCUUUGACUGGUGGAGGUUUUUUACUGCGCAGUGCAACUGAUUGUAUAAAAAUAAGUGUAUUAAUUUCUGCUUGGUGGCAGCUGCUACAGACUAGGGAUUUCUGUCACUUCCUUCAUUCCUUCCAGAUUUGAACAGAGUUUUCUUCCUCACUUUUUGGCAGGAAAUCCUGUAUUUUUUUAAUCGCUCUCAUUCUAUUGCAAAUCAAAUCAGUCAGCUGUUUUGAGGACCAUUGGAAUAAAUUGACUAAACAUAAAAGCAGACUCUGAAUUAGCAGCCUCUUGUGACAAAAAUCGGGUAAAAUCACUACGAACUACUCUUUAGAAAUAAUCCAAAUGAGAAACUGUCUCCAGAACAAAAACUUUGUAUGCUACCAAAGACUAUUAAAGAUGAGACUGGAAGGGAGAAGAAAAGAAUUUACGUAAUUGAAACUGGCAAAAUUAUUUGGGACAGACUUGACCCAUUCUGAAAUAUUUAAAUAUUGGAAGCUAUUGCAAAAUAUUUAGGUUGAUUAUAAUCUAUGCACUUCUCUGAAACGUCUUAAUGUUACAUUGAUAUUGGCAUAAGAGUUGACUCAGUUAAAAAAACUACAGAAGGAUUUGCUUAAGUAGCCAAAUGGGCAAAGUAUUUUGUAUGCUCGUAAUCUAAAGAAUCUGGAUUUUUCCAAAGAGAUUCUACAACAGAAUCCAGUAUGAUUUCUGUUGAACCACAAAACUCCAGACUGCAUGUAUAUACUCUGCAGAUUCUUGUAAAUAGCAAUCUGCUUCAUAGAAACAAAGGGGAAGUAUUUGCCUGCUUUGCGACUUUCAGAAGACAUUUGAUUCUACUUGGCAUCCCGUAUUAAGAGCAAAGAAUUAGGUAAGACUGAGAUUGGGCUUAGGCUGAUACUGUUUAAUAUCUACAGCUGUAGCAAACCUACUCGGAUUAGAUUCUUCAGCACCUAAAUAACAGAGUCUAAAAUUAGAUGUCUCCUUACAGCUUAGUUAUUUUACCAAUAUGCAGAGCUUGCAUUUAUUAGAAAAUGCUUUUGAUACAUAUUCAUUAAAAUCAACCCUCAUUUUGCUUAGGCUUAGAACUUUCCAAAAGAGUCUGAAACAAUUUUUGGAAAUAUUUUAUGUUUUAAUGAUGAGAUGAUAGAUCAAACAAGUUAAAUCUAUCUGAAAAAUACAAUUAUCACCAUGGGAAAUUCCACCCAGACAAUUAAAUCCUUAAAUAAAAAGCCCUUAACCUGGACAGUAAAAUAUAUAUUAGAAACUUGCCUGCCUGCGUGGCAGAAUUAACUCAGGCAAUUCCAUUUGUUGAUAUCUCUAUAGAAGGGGAGCGAGAAUUCUGCAUACUUGUGAACCCAUUGACUUCCUCCUGAAAUAAAACAGAUAAUCAGCAGCAAUCUAAAAACAGCUCAGUGAAACACUGUUUUACAUGACUAUUUCACCUGAGCAAUGUCAUAGCUAAAAAUUUACAAAUCAAGAGUGCAGAUGCCCACAGUGUACAUUUGGAUUUUUCUGAUGCAAACAGACAAAUAUAAGGAUGUUGUGGAUCACUAAGCAGAAAUGUUACAAAGUAUAAAAUAUAGAAUGCAGAAAAAUUUCAGUAUAAUGUUAUCGACCACCACCGUGAGAGAGAAACAAGGACACAGAAAUAACUGUCUCCCUUUCCUUAUGUCAGUAUGUGCCUCAACCUGCCACCCCUCCAGUCUUUCAUCCAAGUCUCUCCUUUAGACACUUUUUCCAAAAGGCCUCUAAUGAAUCCUAGUCUUUCCCUCAAAGUUGUUGACAGAGAAGACAUUUGAAAAUAUCUACCAAAAAAAAAAAAGACAAAAUCACACAAGGAAUUCCCACGAUGUCUGCUAAAUGUCAUUUGAACCCUUAGCUUUUGUUCUUUCCCAUGCUCCAUUUCUCCACUGAUACUUUGCCUUUCUGGAUUGUAAGCUCUUUGGGGCAGAGACCUGGUUCUUGUAGCUGUUUGCCAAGCACCUAAAAACCUGCUAGAACUAUAGAAAUCAUGUUUAAUGUUGCAGUGUCUCUUGCUAGUUGAGGUUUCACUCAGUCUCCUUGCUCAGUUGUCUUUGGAAGGGUAAGCAUGGGGAGAAAACCCAAACCACCAAUGCUAGCCAGCCUGUGGCAACAUGUUUUUGUUGCCCCAUUAUUCAGAGAAGGGUCCUUGAACUCCUCGAGCUAGCUGCAUGUUCUGGGGAAUCAUCAAGUUCACUCAUAGGGAUACUGAAAGCUUCACAUCACUCACUAGCAACCCUUAAGCAGUUUUGAGAGACUCUGAAGAACAUGGCACCACAACUGGGUGUAAAGUGGAAUCCUAAAAGAUACCUCCCUUUCUCCUUUACUUUCCACGUUCACUCUAAAAGGCUCCCUCUCUUUUGCAGUUUGGUGGCCGCAAGAAGACAGCAAAGCUGUUAGCAUCCCUUGGUAGGGAUCUGAAAACUCUGCUCAAGAAAGGUUCAGGCAAAAUACUUCCCAGUUUUCCAAACUAGCAACUGUGACUGUAGAGUUUCUCAGUGCCCAGAAUCCCCUUCUCACAAAUCAGAGUGCAGAGGGCUUUCUGUUGCAAGAGUUGGGAAAGGAAAAUUUCUGCCCAGGUAUAAUAGUGUGAAAAGGGCUCAGCUAGGACAAGUCUUAAGGAAUUCUCUAUUGUGUGGGGUUUUUGGUUCCGCUUAUGUGUCUUGUACAAUCUUUUCAUUUGGUUCUAAAAUCAACCAACCCUCUCUUUUGUGGGUUCCUAAGGGAUGGGAAGGGACUGGAGCUGAAGCAAAGAGCACGGAUUUCCUGAGCUACCACUACCUAAACAUUUCCUUUGAUUAGACAUAAAAAGGUCUCAACUGUCAAAUCACCUGUGAAUCACCCCUGUAUCCUCCAUCCUGUCUCUUGCUGUCUGAAUUUCUGUGAGUUGGGUGUUAAUCCUGGAGCCGUAUCUUUGGAGGUGGGCUCCUGGGGUGGGGCUUGCUCUGUUGUCUUUCUCGCAAGCAGAGCUAGCAGGGACACUGGGCAUGGGGCAAAGGUGAAUGCACAGCUGUCCCACAAAACCAGUGUCCAAAGGGAAAUCCAGGCCUCUGCUUCCAUUUUAUUUCUGGCAUUUUGAUGUUUACUUGGUGUCCUCCAUGCACUUUGACUUUUACUUGUCCAUCGUUAGCAUGUGCUGCCCUCCCUGUCAACUCCCCUUCCCAAGAGGUCUCAUUGUACAGUGCCCAUUCCUGUUCUCUCUCUCCUUGUUUGGAUGUACUGCUCUGUGUAACUCAGUGGGUCUCCCUCUUUCUGGUUUGUUUUUUUCUAGAUUCCUGCCGUUUGUUCAUCGUUGUGCCUAAAGCAUGUCGAUGUGGCGUUCAAGUACAUCGUCCAAAUCCUUGUCUCUUCAGCUUCUCUGAUGCUUGAACUCUCACCUUUGACCUUGUGUUGAUCUUUGACGCUGAUGUGUAUUUUUAUUACGUUUGUUUCUUUCUUUGUUUUUGGUUUUUUGUUUUGGUUUGGUUUUUUUGUGUGUGCUGCCAAAUUUGGUUUUGCUAGAAAGACUGCUGAAGGAGAAUAUUUAAACUUGCAUUUGAAUAUAAAAAAAAAUUCUAUUUUUCUAGAACUUCAUAAGAUAACCACUUGAUUUUGUGAUUCUGACUCUUUGUAAUUAUCUUCCGAGCAGCCUUGCUAGCAUACAGCGUGGAGUAUUUGUAUUUCUGUGAACAUACAGCCAGUCACUUUCUCGGCUUAGUUUUUUCUGUGUGCUUAGUUUUAAAAACAAAAAUCUGAAGAAAAAGUCAAUUGAAUGAUGCGACUUAGCCUUUCAGGAGGCUUCUGGUCACAUUUUGCUGAAAUGGUUUCUGUGCUUGAGGAAAUAGCUUGUAUUUUUAUGAGUUCAAACUCUGACUUGAGUGGCAUCAGCACAAAACACUUGAACUAUAUUCUCCUGAUUGUAGCGGCAUUUUUGCCCUGGCACUUACUGUUUUUUCCUUUCCUGUGUAGUUAUCAGCCUUUGUCUGCAGUGAAAAUUUGAUCAAAGUUUAUGUUGUAUUUUGUUAAACCCGAGCAUGCUUGUUUUGUUUUUGUUUUGUUUUUGUAACUACAAUCUAUUCAGCAAAAUGUGAUUGUUUUAGUUUUAUUCUUCCAAACUCAGAUAGUGCAUGUUUCCUGCUGUUUUCUUCACACCCUCAAAUAUAUCACCUUCACCUCUCUGUUUUCUAUAGUUUGUGCAAAAACUGAGCAAUUUACUGGGUUUCAAAGGUAUCCUUUUAAAUUGUUUUUUGGUGUGACAAAUUUCUGAUCAGAUGCCACCCGAGGCAUCUACCUGUGCACUUGGACUGUCUGCCUGACACAACAUCUGGGCCUUGUUACAUCUCCACAGCUGUCAGAGGCUCCCAGGAGGAGGGUUGGUUGCAUUGUUCUAGUAGGAGUUUUGGUAGACCAGGAUAGAUUGGAAGCAGGUAAGUGAGGGAUCGUUGCAGUAAUUCUGCUUCUAAAAUCCCGGAGAACUGGGGCUCCCUUCAUACAUUCUUAAAUUUUAUUUUAUAUAAUUUGGGGCAUAAUUUUUGUGAGGUUCAGCCCCAGUUUAACACUGUCAAUGAGGUGGUGGAGGGAGGCUUAGUGGCUCUAGGUUAGCACUGGCAGUAGAGUGUUCAGAAUAUCCCAGAGAAGGCCUUUGUAAGCCUGGUCAUGCAACUGCUGGCUCUUACUCCAAAUGACAAGCACAAUACAACAGCUUCUUACGCUGUUACCUGAACAGGGUACCAACCCCAGCUCCUCUUCUCAGGGGCCUUAGCUGGGGAAUCUCUAUAAAGAUCUUUUUUUUUAGUUUUUGUUUAGUCUUUAAUUGGGUAAAGAGUCAAGCAGUUUCUGUUCCUGCCCUGCAGUACAGGCUACUAUUCUAAGGGCAUCUGGCUUCCCCUGGCCCUACAAACCAUCUGCUGUGAGACUGCAUGGCUAGAAACUGGCACUUGGAAGCACCUGCAAGACUGUGGCUACGGGGAGACCCUAGUCACUAAGGGAGGUGAGCUGGUGAAGGACACCAGUGUGGGAAAAGCAUAUGAGGUAAAAUCCUAGGGGGAGAGAGGUUGGAAAGAGUGAAAGAUCUGAGUCUGAUUUCCUGGCUUGGGGUGGUGAAAAGGGAACGAGACGAUUUAUUCUUUCCCCUUCCAGAGUUGGCUUGGGAUUUCACUACUUCUCAAUACAUGUUAUUUUUGGCUGUGAUUUAUAGAUCUGGGACUUGGGGGAUGAGGCUGUAUGAGAAGAAGGUGGGGACUCAUUUUGAGAUAGGAUUGUGAGAUGGCGGCUGUUAGCCCCACAGUCUGAAUGUAUCAGGCCGUCUGUCAGUUGGGGCGCUCAGGCCCCGCAGUGUGUUGAGUAAUUUUGCCAAUACAUUUCUAUACAAUGUGCAUUCAGUUCCAUGAGGAACUCUGGGGAAACCUGUGGAAAAAUCUCUGGAGAAAAUCAAAAUGCCAAACGUUGGAUGUUUCUUUCCUUUCCUUUCCUUCCUUUUCUCCUUUUGGUUGUUUUAAUUGUUCUGUGGUGGUUUUAAUGGAUUUGAGACAGUGGAGCAGCAGCUGCCUUUUUGAUUUUUGGCUGCUUUUUGUGAAUAAUUUAAAAAAGAAAAUUUACAUUUUGGAGACAAACCUGUGGGCUUUUUUAUUGGUACAAACGUAUUUAACACUAGGGGUUUUGUACAGUUUUUUGCCUUUUCUACUAGAAAACAAUGUAAAGUGAUUCACAAUGUGACAAGAAAACAAUUUGCCACUAUGACCAAAUGUAGAGUCUGUUCUGCAGUAACAGGAUUUAAUCAACUCGAAGUCGUGAUUCAGUUGUAGAAAUGCUUUUCUUUACUUUGUUUGAGCUGUUCCUUUUCUUGUUUUGAUUUGCAAAACAAAAUGUCUUCUUGUGUGAAAUUGUGUUGUACUCUGUAGAAAAUUAUGGAUUUUACUUUAAUGGUUUAAAAGCAGAGGAGCACAUGUUGCUUUUCUAAUCUGAUCGCGGAGUUUGUGUAAUGGAUUUAAAAAUGAAAAGAUUUGUUACAAGUUUGGAACGAGCGAGUAUGUGUUAAAGGAAUUUUCUUCCUUCGUGUGUGUUUUUUUUUUCUUUUGUCCCGAUGGGGAACUUAAAGCUGUUUUAAUUGCACAGACACACCAACAAGUCAUUUUGUAUAUGCCAAGUGUGGUAUCUUCCUUUGUUUAUUUGCUAUUAAACUGUUUGAGAAGAGUC
Messenger RNA from Gopherus evgoodei (Goodes thornscrub tortoise), 10885 nucleotides. RefSeq names its product CUGBP Elav-like family member 1 (gene CELF1). Lineage: Eukaryota; Metazoa; Chordata; Testudines; Testudinidae. Gene Ontology annotation, molecular function: mRNA 3'-UTR binding. Gene Ontology annotation, biological process: mRNA splice site recognition; regulation of alternative mRNA splicing, via spliceosome. Gene Ontology annotation, cellular component: ribonucleoprotein complex; cytoplasm; nucleus. The record is from RefSeq and is a predicted model, not a curated record.